UCAAAGUGUGCACAUGAUGGGGCACGGGGAUUCCUUCUCUUAGUUCAUAUUCUCUUGYCCAAAGACGACAACGACCACAACCACGGAAGACCCACGAACUGAAUACUCGUUUCAUUAUAUAAAAUGGUUAUAGGCUUUGCUAUUCGAUGCAUCAUAAGAGGUGCCACUUGUCUCACUGGCCUUCUACUGCGGCGCCAACAACGAAGGAGAGAAAUUGCAAGACUAGAAGUCGAAUUUCUAAAAGGGAAAAUGAUACGAUCGCUAACAUUCUUUCAACAAGGUCUAGAAAUCCUCACUGAGUAUUUGAGCAGUUUAGAUGAAAAUUGGAUGGAAGACGACUGCAGAAAUAAGUGGAACAGCUUUAUCCAAAACGUGAUGAAGGCAAGCAGUAUGGCAAAUUUUACGCAUAUACCACACGUGUGUUAUGCUCUAAGAAAGGUUAUUCCAUAUCUGUCCCUGAUYAAAGAUAAAGUAGAUCCCGAAAAUCCAGCCUUCGUCAGGGCAAAGGAAGCUUUCAAAUGCUCCUCUUUAAUUGCCUCAGCCGUAUUUCAAUCUACAGAAGUCAGGAGUUUCAAUCACGUUUUCUUCUACAGCUUUGCCACUGCGAUGAGGGUUAAUGCAGCCAUUUUGCAGUAUUUUACAAGCCCGGAACUGUUAGCUACAGUUGUUAGUGGACACAUCGAGCAGUUACAGUUCAGCCCCAUCUUUGAGAAAUUUAUCCGUACAGAAAAGUCAAGGACCGCUACCAAUCUGCCAGUUACAGUCCAAUGCGUUUCUCAACUGCUCAUUCUUGGAGCAAGCUUGGUUCCACUUUUUAGACCGCAAGACAAAGAGCCGUUUCUCAAUAAAUUACACACGAGUCGUACCUCCAACUUAGCCAGUUUGAUUGAUCAGUAUUGUGUCAUUUAUCAGACGCCAUUUGGUCAUCAAGGUGUUUCGGACGAGGAAUUGGAUGGACCAACGAGUAUCGCAGUGAACAGCGAAGAUCUUGUUAUCGUAGCUGAUUCAAGAAACCAAAAGAUAAAGGCCAUGAACGCCACUGGGAAAUUCCUAUGGCAAUGUGACCCCCUGCCAGAAGACCCGGGUAGCAAUGUACCCCUCGCCAUAGCAACCAACCAACAUGACGAAAUAUUUGCCGUAUUCUACAAAGAGAGUACGAAGGUGAACACGAUUGUCAAGUUCGAUCAAAAUGGAGGGUUUGYGUGUUCCUUCGAUACCAGAUAUUGCUUUAGAGAUGUGAGGCAAGAUGUGAUUCCGUGUGGGAUGUCAAUCAGUUCAAGAGGUGACUUAUAUCUAGGAGACGAGGGGAAUGGGUGUAUCUACACUUUGGAGCCAGAUGAGGCAUCUCUUUCACUACGAAAAGUCAUGCAAACGUCUAAUCUUGGAUCCCAUUUUUCUUUCUGUCUUGGUCCAAAUAACGACCUGAUCGUUGCUACGAGAACGGGGGUGAUCAUAUUCCACGAAGAUGGCAGGGUGCUAAAGAAGAUGGCGUUCAAAUUGCACAAGGCGAACAAAGUCAAAGACUGGAAGCCUCUGGCAGUAACGUACGACGCAGAUCUCAAACAUGUUCUUAUCAUCACAGCUGAURAAUUAACAAUCGCCAUGGGAUGUUUCUUAUCGAAGACUGUUCAUCUCAAGCCGAUGAUAUGGUUUGUAUCCACCGAAUCAUAUGCCCUGGUGAGCAACGUGGAAUUUCCACUACGUGACAUUGAUAAUACCAACGGGCGGUUCGAUAUGGCGACAGGAAGAAACGGAUUGUGGUGCGUGACCGAGGCAACACACAGAAUCCACUGUUUUACAAUGAUGUACCAUGUUAUCAAGCCAUAGAAUGGCACAACUAUAUGACGAACAUUGAUUUCGUAUUUACGGGUAAAAAACUGUUGUUUUACAAUGAUGUACCAUGUCAUCAAGCCAUAGAAUGGCACGACUAUAUGACAAACGUAUGUUUGAUUAUUAAAAUUUGGCUAUCCAGUGCGGACACCACAAAUUUAUGAUUUCAUUUUGCUCUUGUUUUUGUUUGUUUGUAUUAAAACAAUUAGUUAAUAUUACUUGGUAUGAAUAAGUAGAUUUAGUAUUAUGCCAUACGAUUGAUCCAAUCAAAGGCGGGACGCUGCACAUCCAAUCAAUUCACGUGAACGCAAAACCAUCACUUACUCCAAGCCAAUCGAUCAAGAGGGUAAGCAUGCGUACUCGUGUAGGAGUUAGAUAAUCAUUGCUUAGGUUUAGGUGUAUUUACUAAUCAUAYUGAUAUUUUGGUAAAAGCUGUAUCAGUGAUAUAUAAAAUUCAAGUACAGAAUAAAGGCUCUAAAUUUAUCGUA
Molecule: messenger RNA, 2318 nt
Organism: Actinia tenebrosa (Australian red waratah sea anemone)
Lineage: Eukaryota; Metazoa; Cnidaria; Anthozoa; Actiniaria; Actiniidae
Biological process (GO): protein polyubiquitination; proteasome-mediated ubiquitin-dependent protein catabolic process
Molecular function (GO): protein binding; ubiquitin protein ligase activity
Source: RefSeq, a predicted model, not a curated record